AGCAACAAGUGGAGGAAAACAAUCACUGCUACAGAUGACACUCCGUUACAAUGAUACAUUAUUAUUAUUAAUUAUGAAUUAAGUCUCGGAAAACAUAUACAUUAGACAAACACUUGCGUUUACAUUCCUCAGAAGUUAAAAACAGAAGAAGCGGAUCCCAAUAUACUGAAUGUGAAUGAGUUCUGCUAACCGGAGCAACAUGAGUGACGAGGACUAUUUUGGGAUUCUGGACUCUGAGUUUGAUCAUUAUCUGGUGGACAUGAAGCCAUUUGUACUUAAAUUGCCUCACAAGACAGAGCGUCAGCGGUGUGCGCUGUGGAUCAAAAAGCUGUGUGAUCCUGUGAGCUGUGGCUCUGGACUGACUGGAAGGAAGAAUCGUAACCUGUACGCCCGUCUCCUCCUGCACAUGCUCAGCAAAGGAGUUUUAGAGGGUCCCUUUAACCACAAACCUGACACAGGCAGCCUCAAGACUCUACCCACAUACAUGUCCAUAUAUUUCGAUGAGCCGUUGACAAGGUCACAGGGUCAGAGAUCUGCAGCAAUGCCAGACUGGGUGUCUGGUGAGUUAGAGCCGACUGAAAGCACAUGGUCUGAUUUGCCCAUCUCAAACACACACAGGAAGCAGAGAUUGUUCAGCAAUGCAUCACCCUCCAGACCCCUGUCCUCAAGUCCCAUCAAACACACUCUGAAGGAUGAUGUCAAGAUGGCGGAGGCUCACAGGAGACCCACCAUCUCCUCUGAUGAUAGUGACUUUGAGGCUCGCUUCAACAGCUGGAACCUGGGGAUAGAAAACCCCAGAUAUCUGCGUGAGAACCCCAUCCCGCUGUCCCCGAUUUACAAGUCAACUCUUGGAAAAAGCAGCACUGUUUUAAGUGAAGCCACCCCAGUGAAGGCUGAUAAGGAGGUUGAGUUGAGGACUAAAGUCUUAGAGGCCAAACACCAGGAGGACACCCUGAGGAUGCAGCAGAAACAUGAUGCAGAGAUACAGAAGAUUUUGGACCGCAAGAAUGGUGAGAUUGACGAACUAAAGAGCCUGUAUCGUGGGAAGCAGAAGGAGGCGGAGGAGACGAUUCGGCGACUUGAGAAGCGAGUUCAAAGCCUGCUGCGAGAGUCCCAGGUCAUCCGACAGACCAAAGAGAAACAGAUCAGCGAGCUGAAGAAAAUGUCUGAUCAAAGUGCUGAAUCUUUGAAAAACGAAUGGGAGAAGAAGCUGCAUGCGGCAGUGGCGCAUAUGGAGCAGGAGAAGUCUGAGCUGCAGAAGAAGCACACGGAGAACAUCCAGGAGCUGCUGGAGGACACCAAUCAGCGCCUCGCCAAGAUGGAGGCAGAGUACAGCGGCCAGAUGCAGGCUACUGAGCAUAUUGUCCGUGAGCUGGAGACUCGGGUGAAGCAGCUCUCGGUGGAAGUGGAGAGUGGGAACCUGCUCCGGCAGAAGGUCACCCAGGAGAAGGCAGAGCUGGAGCUUCAUAUCGCCUCCAUCAGCGCUGAGCUACAAGAGGCCAUCCAGAGGAGCACGUCUCUGCAGAAGGAGAUGGACCAGAUGAGAGUGCAAUAUGAAGAAGCGCUGCAGAAACUUCAGGCCAGGCACAACGCUGACAUGAGCCACUUCCAGCAGGAGCACAAAGUCUCUGCAGCCAAGGCAUCAGAGGUGAUUCAGGAUUUAGAACAGACCGUGAUUCACCUCAAACAGCAGAUACAGGAAGCUGAAAACAGGAGACAUAGACAGCUCCGGGACCAAGAAAAUAAGUGGCAGCAAGAGAUAACAGACAUGCAAAACAGCACUGAAAAAAAGCUGCAGACGCUUCAGGCUGAGCUGGAGAAGGAGCGAGCCGACCGCAAGAGGAAGAUUAGUAAAAUGGAGGACUCACUCAGGGAUAAAGAGGAGCAGCUGGUUCGUGUUCGGGACAGUCAGAGACAUCAGGCGCAGCAGGCUGAGAGCGCACUGGAGAACUUCAAGAAGCAGGUGGAAAUCAGUUCAGAGAAGACCUACGCUGACAUGAAGCAGCAGAUGGAGAAAGUAGAGGCUGAUCUGAUUCGCUCUAAAUCUCUUCGAGAAAAGCAGUGUAAGGAGUUCAGUCACCAGCUGGAGGAGCUCCAGCAGAAAUACGAGCAGCAGAUUGUGGAACUGAAACUGCAGCAUGAACAGGAGCGGACGCACCUUCUCCAGACACACAAUGCCGAGAAGGACAGCCUGGUCCAGGACCACCAGCGGGAAAUCGAUAGUUUGGACAAGCAGACGAGGGCCGCCAUGGUCCAGCAGCAAACGCAAACCCAGGAGUGGAGGAAGCGCGACGCUCAGACCAUCUCUGAUCUGGAGGCCCAGGUUCAUUCUCUGAGGAAGGAGGUUUUGGCGGCCCACAGUCAGAGGAAACAGCAGCUGUUGGAGUUGGGUGUUCUGCGGGAGGAGGAACGACAGCGGUCUGCUCAAGAUCAACAAGCCGCCCUGGACCGCCUGCGUGCUGAGAUGGAGCAGGUGCGGCAAGACCUGGAGAAAACCCACAAAGCCGAACGAGAGCUGGCCCAGGAGAAGACCAGCAGCAGGAUCAAGCAUCUCGAGAAGGAGUAUCAGCAGAAGAUGGCCAAAUCUGCACAGGUAAUAUCUGAGCUGCAGGCAUCCCUGAGCAGCGUCAAAGAAGACAGCCGGCAGACGCAGCAGAGUCUGGAGAGAAAACUACAGGCGGCACAGAGCUACUGGGAUGAGGAAAAGACACAACUCAACAGAGAUGCCGACCAAAGCAAUAAGGUUCUUCAUGAACGUGUGGAGACUCUACAGAAGCAACUGAAUGCUGUUGAGAAGAAGCUGAUGAACCGCGAGCUGGAAUACCAGGAGCAGAUCACACAUGUUCGUCAGGAGUGUGACCAGAAGAUCAAAGGCCUGAUGCCUGCAGAGCUGCAGCAGGAGCUGGAGGACACCAUCACCUCGCUCAAGUCCCAGGUCAGUUUCCUGCAGAAGAGAGCGUCCGUCUUACAGGAGCAGCUGGAUGCUGGACACAUCAGGAGGUGA
This is a messenger RNA of Danio aesculapii, 3004 nucleotides long. RefSeq names its product centrosomal protein 112 (gene cep112). The transcript has 26 exons. The record is from RefSeq and is a predicted model, not a curated record. Lineage: Eukaryota; Metazoa; Chordata; Actinopteri; Cypriniformes; Danionidae. Bases 176 to 3004 code for a protein of 942 amino acids.